AAAACCUCGAUUUCCUUUUAGGUGGCUCUCGGUUUAUCAACAAUUUCGAAACUUACACAAGUUCCCACAAUUCUGCAAACAAUUUCAAGGCCUUAGAAAUAACUAUUAUAGAUACCCAAAACAUUUAAACCCUCGUGAAAUAUAUACUAAAAUGGGCUCUAUCAAUUGCAAGGAAUACAAAACCACUGGAAAUGUUCCACCCAAAAAGGAUCAGUCAUCAUCAGGUGGUACCGUAGGCUCAUAUCAAUCGAAGUGCCCAAGCAGCAAAAUGACGAGCACAACAGCAACAACAACGACGCCCAAUCUUGAAGACUACACCGAUCCGGUGGCCGUCUGUCUGGCCUCUGAACUAAAUGAGAAUGAGAUGCGUCAAGUGGAUUUCGAUGAGGAUACUCGCAUUCUGUUGGUCAAACAGAAUGGCAACCUGAGGGCAGUGGGUGCUAAAUGCACUCAUUACGGAGCACCCUUGCAUACUGGAGCUUUGGGCAAGGGUCGUGUCCGGUGUCCCUGGCAUGGAGCAUGUUUCAAUCUGGAGACUGGUGACAUUGAGGAUUUCCCUGGCCUCGAUUCGCUGCCUUGUUACAAUGUACAAGUUAGCAGUGAGGGUCAGGUAAUGGUACGAGCCAAGCGUGCCGAUUUGGAGAAGACAAAACGCCUGAAGAAUAUGGUUAAACGAAAACCCGAUGAUCCACGUUGUUUCAUCGUCGUCGGUGGUGGUCCAUCUGGGGCAGUGUGCGCGGAAACUUUGAGGCAGGAGGGCUUUACGGGUCGUUUGAUUCUAGUCGCCCGUGAGAAUUACUUGCCGUACGAUCGUGUAAAAAUUUCCAAGGCAAUGAAUUUGAAAAUAGAUGCAAUCCAAUUUCGUGAUGAGAAAUUCUACAAGGAACACGAUAUCGAGGUAUUCUUGGGUGUCAGUGCCGAUAAACUGGAUACGGCCCAAAAGGAAUUGCAUUGCUCCAACGGUCUGGUGGUGAAGUAUGAUAAGAUCUUUAUUGCCACUGGAUGUUCAGCCUUCCGUCCGGCCAUACCGGGCAUAGAAUUGGGCAAUGUGAAGACAGUGCGAGAAUUCGACGACUGUCAGAGUAUCAUGAAUUUAAUAACACCAGAAACACGUGUCGUCUGUCUUGGCUCCAGUUUCAUUGCUUUGGAGGCAGCUGCCGCUCUAGUUUCUAAAGUGGCCAGCGUUACUGUGGUAGGACGGGACACGGUACCCCUGAAGGCGGCAUUCGGCGAACAGAUUGGGCAACGUGUCCUGAAGCUGUUUGAGGACAAUAAAGUCACUAUGAUUAUGUCUAGUGGCAUUACCCAAAUUAUUGGCAACGAGGAGAAUAACGUUGCCGAGGUUCAACUGGCUGAUGAAACGCGUCUGCCGUGCGAUUUACUUAUAGUGGGCACUGGCUCAACUCUCAAUACCCAGUUCCUGGCUAAUUCUGGUGUACGUCUCAAUCGCAAUGGUUCGGUGGAUGUCACCGAUUUCCUGGAGUCAAAUGUACCCGAUGUCUAUGUGGGCGGAGAUAUUGCCAAUGCCCACAUCCAUGGUUUGACCAGUGAGCGUGUGACCAUUGGACAUUACCAGUUGGCCCAAUAUCAUGGACGCAUUGCGGCAAUUAAUAUGAGCGGAUCGGUUAAAAAAUUACAGGCUGUUCCCUUUUUCUUCACUAUGAUCUUCGGCAAGGGCAUACGCUAUGCUGGUCAUGGUCGCUACAAGGAUGUCAUCAUUGAUGGCAGUCUCGAGGAUUUGAAAUUCAUUGCCUAUUUCGUUAACGAAGCCGAUACGGUAAUAGGUGUAGCCUCCUGCGGCCGGGAUCCCAUUGUGGCGCAAUUCGCUGAGCUCUUAUCGCAGGGCAAGUGUCUGGGUCGUGCUCAAAUUGAGAAUGAAGAGAAUCGUCAGGCCUGGACGGCCAAGCUUAAGGAACCAUUGCCCCUAGUUCGUUAGAAUAACCACCGAACUGGCCUUUAAUACCGUCAAGUGCGUUGACCAGAGAGAUUCGUUUUAUAUUUUAUAUAUACAUGUAUAUAUACAAAAGAUGUAUACGUAUAUUGUAAUAAUUAUAUUUUAUGUAUUAUCGCAUAAAUAAGUUACGUAUGUUAAAUCUGUGCAAAGUCAAAGAAUUAUUAAAACCAUA
Molecule: messenger RNA, 2126 nt
Organism: Drosophila willistoni
Lineage: Eukaryota; Metazoa; Arthropoda; Insecta; Diptera; Drosophilidae
Product: apoptosis-inducing factor 3
Exons: 3
Coding region: 152-1936 (594 amino acids)
Cellular component (GO): cytoplasm
Molecular function (GO): oxidoreductase activity, acting on NAD(P)H; 2 iron, 2 sulfur cluster binding; flavin adenine dinucleotide binding
Source: RefSeq, a predicted model, not a curated record